AUGUCCGCAACCGCUGAUAAAGCGCGGUUCUUCCUGGAAAAGUCGGUGCCAGAACUCAGGGAGUUCGAGAGGAAAAAGAUCUUCACCAAGGAUGAAAUCUCGUCGAUUGUCAAGAAGAGAUCUGAUUUUGAACACAAGAUCAACGCCCGCGGCGCCCAACCGUCCGAUUUUGUACGAUAUGCGGAGUAUGAGAUGAACCUCGACACAUUGCGGCGCAAGAGGGUAAAUCGGCUGGGCAUCAAGUCGGCUGGAUACAGUGGACAGCGGCGGAUUUUCUUCGUACUUGAUCGCGCUACUCGCAAAUUUCAUGGCGAUAUCGGGCUAUGGAUCCAGUACAUCGAUUACGCGCGACGACAAAAAGCCUUCAAGAAGCUCUCGUCGAUUUUGAUGGACGCUUUGCGUUUCCAUCCCACCAACGCAGACUUGUGGAUUUACGCGGCCCAGUAUUCCAUCGAUGAUCACGCCGAUAUGACCCAAGCCAGGACCUAUAUGCAGCGAGGAUUGAGAUUUUGCAAAAGCUCAAAGAAGUUAUGGAUUCAUUUUGCGAAGUUGGAGUUGAUCUACAUCAGCAAGCUCGUGGGUCGACAGCGCGUACUAGGGCUUGACCAGAAGAUUGAGGCCCCUAAGCAGCCGGAAGCGACCUCUUUCGAUGACCAUGAUGCCGACAUGAUUGCAAUGCCACAAAUUACGGAGGAAGAUAUUAACCCAAGCACCGGGGGCACAGACGGAACCAACCAGGGAUCACUACAAGCUCUGAACUCAACUCCUGCACUCGGUGGUGCAAUCCCCAUUGCUAUUUUCGAUUCCGCAAUCAAAAGCUUUCAUAAUGAUGACCAGUUCGCCCAUGAGUUCUUCGACAUGGUCUUCGAAUUCGCGGACAUUCCUUGCUUGGAAAAGAUCCUGUCGCAUAUCGUUGAUGCGAUGCAUGAGUUUAAGCCUGCCAGUCACCACACAGUCAUUUGUUACGCCAAGCUCCCUACCGCUGGAAUCCAGGUGACGUCCGCCAACUUCCCCCGCGCACUGGGUGUGGCCCUCUCGCGCCUACAAGACCAUCGGCACAAGCCCGAUGUUGCAAAAGAAACAAUCUCCUGGCUGCAACCGCUCGGAAAGACAGCGGAUCUGGAUCCGUCCUUACAGAAGGCGAUCGCCGCCACGAUCCAGAAAGCGGAUCUCGUCCUUCAGAGCGCCUAA
Messenger RNA from Aspergillus ochraceoroseus IBT 24754, 1191 nucleotides. RefSeq names its product snoRNA-binding rRNA-processing protein UTP6. Gene Ontology annotation, cellular component: small-subunit processome; Pwp2p-containing subcomplex of 90S preribosome. NCBI's taxonomy places the organism in Eukaryota, Fungi, Ascomycota, Eurotiomycetes, Eurotiales, Aspergillaceae. Gene Ontology annotation, biological process: maturation of SSU-rRNA from tricistronic rRNA transcript (SSU-rRNA, 5.8S rRNA, LSU-rRNA). Gene Ontology annotation, molecular function: protein binding; snoRNA binding. The record is from RefSeq and is a predicted model, not a curated record. The coding region runs from base 1 to 1191 and encodes 396 amino acids. The transcript is spliced from 2 exons.